AACAUCUAAAAAACGUGCAUCAAUUGAUCUUGGUAUCUCCCGUAGAAGCUUAGGCCGUCUUAUGCAGGAUCUAAAUUUAAAACUAUAUAAACCAAGAUUAUUACAAGCUUUAAACGAAGAUGAUCCAGAUCGAAGAACAGAAUUUUGUGAAUGGGUUUUAGAUUCAUUUGAAGAAGAUCCAACUCUAUUGGAUCGAAUUCUAUGGACGGACGAGGCCAUAUUCAAAGUAAACGGUCGUGUUAAUAGACACAAUUGCGUUUAUUGGAGUGAUACAAAUCCACACCUCGUUAUUGAACAAGAACUCACUGUACCACAGGUGGUUGUUUGGGGAGGAAUAUGGUCAAAUGGCGUCGUUGGACCAUAUUUUUUUGAAGGUAAUGUUACAUCACAAAAGUAUUUUCAGAUGUUGAAGGAUAAUAUCAUACCACAACUUGAAGAACAUUCAAGUUUUCAAACAAUGAUCUGGCAGCAAGACGGUGCACCGCCCCAUUAUGGUCAAAUUGUGCGAGAUUAUUUAGAUGAUACAUUCUUACAUUGGAUAGGUCGUCGAGGAACUAUUGAGUGGCCACCACGAUCUCCAGAUUUAACUCCAUGUGAUUUUUCACUAUGGGGAAUUUUAAAAGACCGUGUCUAUGCUCAAAAUCCUUGUAAUACUAAUCAUAUGAAGUCACUAAUCCAACAAGAAUUUAUAUCAAUCAAUGAUGAUAUCGAAUUAUGUCAAAAAAUUUGUCGUUCUGUAGCUGAUCGUUGUCAAAUGUGUAUUAAUAUAGAAGGGAAACAAUUCGAACAUUUGCGCUAA
Rotaria sp. Silwood1 is the source of this 799-nucleotide messenger RNA. The record is from the annotation of a GenBank genome assembly. NCBI's taxonomy places the organism in Eukaryota, Metazoa, Rotifera, Eurotatoria, Philodinida, Philodinidae.